AUGGUCUGCGCAACGAGGACCCCGAUCUUACAAGGGGAACCUCAUGAGCUGAAGCUAAGGGGAGGGCGUUUGUUCCCCAUUUUGGGAUGUUGCAACACCGUGUUUCUGACGCUUUGUCGCUUCGUCCUGCUGCGUCAAUCGUUCCUGCGACGCAUUCUUGAAGUUCCAAUCCCAGGGGCGCAGUUUCUCCUGCAGCUUCUCGUGGUGCUACCGCUGCAGCUCCUUCCGUUGCUGUGGUUUCUGCUUUUUGUAAAGCUCUCGCUGGCUCCCCUGCUCGGCUGA
Eimeria acervulina is the source of this 282-nucleotide messenger RNA. RefSeq lists its product as hypothetical. The transcript is spliced from 2 exons. Lineage: Eukaryota; Apicomplexa; Conoidasida; Eucoccidiorida; Eimeriidae. The record is from RefSeq and is a predicted model, not a curated record. The coding region runs from base 1 to 282 and encodes 93 amino acids.